This is a messenger RNA of Phragmites australis (common reed), 1443 nucleotides long. RefSeq names its product WUSCHEL-related homeobox 6-like. The record is from RefSeq and is a predicted model, not a curated record. Gene Ontology annotation, biological process: adventitious root development. The coding region runs from base 183 to 1130 and encodes 315 amino acids. NCBI's taxonomy places the organism in Eukaryota, Viridiplantae, Streptophyta, Magnoliopsida, Poales, Poaceae. Gene Ontology annotation, molecular function: DNA-binding transcription factor activity; DNA binding. The transcript is spliced from 3 exons.
UUGUCCCCUCAAUUGGGUGCCUCUCCUCAAGCUAGUCACUUCUCUCUCGAUCGAAGCACAAACCUACUGCCCUUCACACGUAGUGUGUGCGCUAGUCGUGUGUCACACACACCCACAAUCUUCCAAGAACCAAAGGUUCCAAAUUAACCAACGUUCUUCACCCUGCCCAAUUCGAUCCAUCGAUGGAGGGGGGCAGCAACAGCCCGGACAGGCAGUCGUCGGGCGGCAGCCCGGAGGAGCGCGGCAGCGGCAGUGGGAGCGGGGGACGGGGUACCGGGGAACCGGUGCGGUCGCGGUGGACGCCCAAGCCGGAGCAGAUACUGAUCCUCGAGUCCAUCUUCAACAGCGGGAUGGUCAACCCGCCCAAGGACGAGACCGUCCGCAUCCGCAAGCUGCUCGAGCGCUUCGGCGCCGUCGGCGACGCCAACGUCUUCUACUGGUUCCAGAACCGCCGCUCCCGCUCGCGCCGCCGCCAGCGCCAGAUGCAGGCCGCCGCGGCGGCAGCUGCAGCAGCCGCCUCCUCCGCUGCCAACAGCAGCUCUCCCGCGGCGACUUCCCCCGUCGGCUUUCCGUCUGCUGGUGCCGUCCAUCCUGCCUUGGCCAUGGGAGGGAGCGUCUGCCAGUAUGAGCAGCAGGCGAGCUCCUCGUCGUCGUCUGGUCCGUCUGGAAACACGGGAGGCUCAUCGCUGGGGCUAUUCGCGCUCGACGCGGGAGUGUCCGGCAGCGGCGGUGGGUACUUCCAGGCGUCGUGUGGCGCUUCUUCGCCGCUGGCCUCCGGGCUGAUGGGGAACGUGGACAGCGGCGGCGGCUGCGACGAUCUCUUCGCCAUCUCGCGGCAGAUGGGGUUCACGGAGAGCCCCGUCGCCUCGUCGUCGGUGGCGCCGAGCACCGCCGCGCACCAGCAGCAGCAGUAUUACUCAUGCCAAUUCCCUGCAGCGACGAUCACGGUGUUCAUCAAUGGAGUCCCAACGGAGGUUCCGAUGGGUCCAAUAGACUUGCGAGCCAUGUUCGGCCAGGAUGUGAUGCUCGUCCACUCCACCGGGGCCCUCCUCCCAGUCAACGACUAUGGAAUUCUAACUCAGAGCUUGCAAAUGGGUGAAAGCUAUUUCUUGGUCACCAGGCCAACUUAGAACUGCCCGUAGCUAGAUUACAAAAGUCUCUACUCAUCAAUAUACUCAUUGGAUCAGAUGGAAUGCAGUUCAAUCAUAGCAGGAUGCUUGCUUGCAAAUGAUAUAUCCAUCAUUCAUCGUCCAUCGAGAAGAGAAGCUAGCUAGCACAAGAAAUAUAUAUUUAUUGUGCAUUGCACCGUCAAGAAGUACUUAUAUGCCCUUACAACUUAGGAAAGCGUGGGCGGCCGAGUUUCUCAAUUAGAUUACGAAUUGUCUUCUCAUCAUUUUCGUUACUCAAGGAUAUGCGUGUUCAUGCAUGUAUCCCCUUGACAGU